AGUCAAAGCCCAUCACUUAUUAAAAUGUUAGGAUGUAAAAUACAAGUGCAGCUUUAUGUAACUGAAAUUGGCUGUCGAAUUUGACGAGGAGAGUGAGAAUGAAGAAAGUUGUUAUCAUUAUUUUUGCUCUUGCUUGUCUAUCAAUCCUUCAGAAAACGUCAUAUGCAGCUGAUGUCUUGACUCCAACAUCUUCCAUUAAAGGUGGCCAAGAACUCAUUUCUGCUGGACAAAAUUUUUCUCUUGGAUUCUUCACUCCAGGAACCUCCAAAAGCCGCUAUGUAGGGAUAUGGUACAAGAAUAUUUUGCCUCAAACCAUAGUUUGGGUAGCAAACAGAGAUAGUCCACUUAAUGACACGAGUGGAAAUUUAACCGUUGCUGCUGAUGGGAAUAUUGUACUUUUUGAUGGAGCAGGUAACAGAAUAUGGUUUACAAAUUCAUCAAGACCAAUUCAAGAACCAAUUGCAAAGCUGUUGGAUUCGGGAAACUUGGUGCUGAUAGAUGGAAAGAACAGUGAUUCUGAUAGUUACAUAUGGCAAAGCUUUGAUUAUCCAACAGAUACAAUGUUACCUGGCUUGAAGUUGGGUUGGGAUAAGACCUCAGGUCUCAAUAGAUAUUUGACUUCUUGGAAGAGUGCUAAUGACCCCUCUCCUGGAAACUUUACCUACAGAUUUGACCAGAAAGAAUUUCCUGAGUUGGUAAUCCGCCAGGGAAUGAACAUCACAUUCAGAAGUGGAAUUUGGGACGGCAUCCGUUUUAAUUCAGAUGAUUGGUUAUCAUUUAACGAAAUUACAGCCUUCAAGCCGCAGCUUUCAGUAACUAGAAAUGAGGCAGUGUAUUGGGAUGAACCAGGAGAUAGAUUGUCAAGGUUUGUGAUGAGGGAUGACGGGUUACUUCAAAGAUAUAUUUGGGACAACAAAAUUCUUAAGUGGACUCAGAUGUAUGAGGCAAGGAAAGACUUUUGUGAUACCUAUGGAGCAUGUGGGGCGAAUGGUAUUUGCAAUAUUAAGGAUUUGCCUGCUUACUGUGAUUGCUUGAAAGGCUUCAUUCCAAAUUCACAGGAAGAAUGGGAUUCAUUUAAUUGGUCUGGUGGGUGCAUCAGGAGAACACCCUUAAACUGCACAGAAGGUGAUAGGUUUCAGAAAUUAAGCUGGGUAAAACUACCCAUGUUAUUGCAAUUUUGGACUAAUAAUAGCAUGAGUCUUGAAGAAUGCCAUGUGGAGUGCUUGAAGAACUGUUCCUGCACGGCGUAUGCAAAUUCUGCCUUGAAUGAAGGGCCUCAUGGCUGCUUGCUUUGGUUUGGGAACUUGAUUGACAUCAGGCUGCUUAUAACUGAAGAGGAUGCAGGUGGACAACUUGAUCUUUAUGUAAGGUUAGCUGCUUCAGAAAUAGAGUCCACUGCGAAUGCUAGUAAAAGGAGAAAGAUAGCACUGAUUAUUUCGGCAUCGUCUUUGGCACUGCUGCUUUUGUGUAUUAUUUUGUGCCUUUCUAAGAAGUAUAUAAAACGGAGGAGGACCACUACUGAUUUGGUCGCAGGUCAUAGAAAUCAUAAUGAAGAUCAAGCACCACCUCUUUUUGAGAUAGAUACUAUUCUGGCCGCUACAAACAAUUUUUCAAUUGAGAACAAGAUUGGGGAAGGUGGUUUUGGCCCAGUAUACAGGGGUAAAUUGGCUCACGGACAAGAAAUAGCUGUUAAAAGGCUAUCAAAAACCUCAAAACAAGGCAUCUCAGAGUUUAUGAAUGAAGUUGGAUUGGUAGCCAAACUCCAACACCGUAAUCUUGUGAGUGUUUUGGGUGGGUGCACUCAAGGAGAAGAAAGAAUGUUGGUCUAUGAAUACAUGCCAAAUAGUAGCUUGGACCACUUCAUUUUUGAUCCUAAGCAAGGAAAAACUUUGAAGUGGAGGAAACGAUAUGAUAUAAUUGUGGGGAUUGCUCGAGGACUACUUUAUCUCCAUCAAGAUUCAAAACUAACCAUCAUUCAUAGGGAUCUAAAAACUAGUAACAUUCUACUAGACAAUGAAUUGAACCCCAAAAUUUCUGAUUUUGGUGUAUCCCGCAUUGUUGAAGGAGAUCAUUUUGCAGUAACAACAAAUGAAAUUGUUGGGACAAUUGGUUAUAUGUCCCCUGAGUAUGCAGUAAAUGGGCUUCUUUCCGUGAAGUCUGAUGUGUUUAGCUUCGGAGUUAUAGUGUUAGAGAUAUUAAGUGGAACCAAAAGUAAUAACUUCAAAGUCAAACAUCCAGAUCAUGACCAUAAUCUAUUGGGGCAGGCAUGGAGAUUAUGGAAUGAAGAACGAGCUGUGGAAUUCAUGGAUGUUAAUUUAGACCUUACAACUAUUCCAUCAGAAUUUAUGAGCUGCCUGCAAGUUGGUCUCUUAUGUGUUCAAAAUUUACCCGAAGACAGACCAACUAUGUCGUCUGUGGUUUUCAUGUUGAGCAAUGAAAGCAUUGCACUAGGCCAACCAAAGAAGCCUGACUUCUUUGAAGAAAAGUUAGAGUAUCGUGGGUACAGCGAGAAAGAGAGUUUUAGUAACAAUGCUAUGACUAUAACAUUGUUAGAAGCUCGAAAUUAGUUGCUAACUUAUAGGUUCUUUUGCAAUAUUUCUUUAAAAGUAGUUGGUCAAAAAAGCAUUUAGUCAGUUUGGUAAUAUAUUGUGAAAGAGAACAAUAGUUGGAUGAAAGAAAGAGGACUGUAGGUGUAUUACAUAAAGGCCCUAUAGAAUAACUUUAUUUUUUGUUAUUUUUAUAGAUUUAAAUAUGUUAAAGAUCCUUAGAUUAUAUUCAAA
Molecule: messenger RNA, 2780 nt
Organism: Glycine soja
Lineage: Eukaryota; Viridiplantae; Streptophyta; Magnoliopsida; Fabales; Fabaceae
Product: G-type lectin S-receptor-like serine/threonine-protein kinase At4g27290
Exons: 7
Coding region: 99-2567 (822 amino acids)
Biological process (GO): protein phosphorylation; recognition of pollen
Molecular function (GO): protein serine/threonine kinase activity; ATP binding
Source: RefSeq, a predicted model, not a curated record